Molecule: messenger RNA, 683 nt
Organism: Bradysia coprophila
Lineage: Eukaryota; Metazoa; Arthropoda; Insecta; Diptera; Sciaridae
Source: RefSeq, a predicted model, not a curated record
CGUCACUAAAAUCUUCAAUUUUGAUUAGUUUACCUCAUCUGUCCAGCGUAGGGUACAUCAUUUUACACGCGACUAAUAUCUACCCAUCAGCCAAUAUAUUUCGGCACCGUAACGUCUUCGAUAAUGUCUCGGGAUAUUGCAAUUCAGUUAGAGCCAUUAAAUGAUUUUCAAAAUUCAACAUUUGGCACCGACAAAACAAACGAAGACCCAAGUUUGUACAAAGAAAUUGCUUCUCUGAAAGCUGAUAAUUGGUCGUUGAAACUGUCUUUAAGCGACAGUGUACAAUGUUCGAACAAUCUACAGAUUGUGCUAACGAAUACGAUUCAAGAAAAGUAUGAACUCGUAGAGGAAAUACAUAACUUGCAUAAACUAAAUAAAAAGCUACAGAGUGAAAGGGAAAAAUUUUUGAUAGAAAGAAGGAAUCUGUUAAAUCAAAUAUAUGAAUUAAAAGACGAAUUGGACAGAAAGCAUGACUCAGUGGCGGGUUUGUACAAUCAAUCUGGCCAACUGAAGGAAUCCUUGUACAGAGCCCAAGAGACGAUACACCGAAUGGGAAAUAUGUUUCUAAAAUUGAGAAGUACAAAACAAAAAUGUAAUAGAAAUGUGCCGCUAACGCAAUAAGCUCAUUUAUGGUAAUUUUAUGGUCUAUAAAUAAAAAAAAAUCUCAGCGUGAGGCCAUAAUU